AACGGUUGGUCCGUUGGUCAGCCAAGAUUACAGAGCAAUAAACAAGAUUACAAGACCGAAUACGUUUCCGUAACAUAACGGUCGGUCCGUUGGUCAACCAAAUCCAUCCUAUCGGACCAGAUGACGAGGUUGCUGUCUCAGACGUUCCGGUCUGUAAAACUUAAAGCAUCCUCAUCAAAACCACCACCACCACAACAACAACAACCAUCCUCAUCCUCAUCAUUGCCCCGAUCAAGAAAAACACGAGCAAAAUCGAGCUCAAAUUCGAAAUCGAGAUCAUGGUCUGUGUAUCUUAUUCUCUCUACCAACCACCCGAUCAAGACUUACGUUGGUGUCACCACCAAUUUCUCUCGCCGCUUGAAACAACAUAAUGGCGAGCUUAAAGGAGGUGCAAAAGCAUCCCGUGCAGGAAGGCCGUGGAUUUGUGCAUGCAUAAUUCGCGGUUUUAAUGACCGAAGUGAAGCUUGCAAGUUUGAAUCAAAAUGGAAAAGCUUUUCAAGGAAAUUUCCUCGAAAAAGGAUAGAUGAUGACCAGAUGAAGCAGAGCAGGAAGGACUCGCACCGACUCCUGCAACAUAGGAAGACUGCCCUCGAUAGGGUUAAAGAGUCAGAGGGAACUUCCAAGCAUAAGGAUCCAGAAAUUGGAGUAUGUCAGUGUGCAUGAAGUUACUGGAAAGGUAAUUAGCUAAUGGCAUGUCUCAGUUACUAUCCUGUGCAGACAAGCUGUCUAUCUGAGUCCCAUCUGCCUCAAAGUUGUCAGUUUGUUGCAUCCUUCUAUCGCCAGCAGCUAAACUGCUCAAGUGCUUCCAAUGACCAUACAACUCCUUCACUGCAGCAAGCCAGCCUGAAACUCCUAAACAAUGUGAAGGAGGCAAGGGAGGAGAGAUUAGUCAUACGUCUGAGAAUCAUCUGAUUACACUUCUAUGUGAAGUUUAUGAAAAGACGGAGAGGGGAUAGUCUUAUUCGAAUCUCUUAACUGUGGACAAGCAGAAAUGUAAAGAUCUUCGGACAAGUUUUCUAACAAAAGCUUAUGGAGACAAGAAAAACUUAUCACGAGAAGUCCAGACUUCUCAAUCCAACACGUUCCUGAACGGUAGAGUUUCUAGAGAUUGGAAAGGCUUGAAAGGAGAACCAGGCCCAUAAAACUUAUUACCCACAGAUAGAACUCUAUCUGCGCCUCUAUGAUCAAGUGUCUGAGUGUGGAUAAUUGACGCAGUGAAUGGAAACAAUGUGCAUUAUCUACAACAACGGAUAUCCAGCCUUAUUAGACUUGGGAUCGAUUACCAGUACAAGAUGGUAAUUCUAUACCACCAUAUAACGCAAGUGUGAGCUUUUACAGAUUUUAAGAGUUUGCAACAAUAAGAUGAUAAGAUUUUCUUCCUUUUA
Molecule: messenger RNA, 1385 nt
Organism: Populus trichocarpa (black cottonwood)
Lineage: Eukaryota; Viridiplantae; Streptophyta; Magnoliopsida; Malpighiales; Salicaceae
Product: structure-specific endonuclease subunit slx1
Exons: 4
Coding region: 121-663 (180 amino acids)
Biological process (GO): double-strand break repair via homologous recombination
Cellular component (GO): Slx1-Slx4 complex
Molecular function (GO): 5'-flap endonuclease activity; crossover junction DNA endonuclease activity
Source: RefSeq, a predicted model, not a curated record